Molecule: messenger RNA, 2262 nt
Organism: Oncorhynchus keta (chum salmon)
Lineage: Eukaryota; Metazoa; Chordata; Actinopteri; Salmoniformes; Salmonidae
Product: tetratricopeptide repeat protein 9A-like
Exons: 3
Coding region: 727-1470 (247 amino acids)
Molecular function (GO): protein binding
Source: RefSeq, a predicted model, not a curated record
CGUGGGACGAUUUUUCCUUGGGCAGAUGGUAUCAGGGGGACCGGAACAGAGUUAUAAAUAAUGUGUACAUUGCAAAUUGACUGCAAUAAUCCCAAACAGAUAAAGUAUUUGACAAAAAUGUUAAACCUUUCUUAUAGUGAAAUACGAUCACAUAUGCCUGUCUAUUUAUUCGUGGGAAUAGGCCUACUUGGUAACAGAUUAAAAUCACAUUGAGUCGAUUUCCUGGUGAUUUUACAGUAUUUUAUGUCCCACAACGAAAUGUAUAGAUUUACGUAUUGAUUUUUGCUCAGAAAAUAAAACCCUCGGGCCGCCUGCUGGGGAACCAUGCUCUAUUCAGGCUACAAGCUCUGAAGCGAGAUGUUCCCGCAUCAGGCUGCGUGCACAUCAGCCUGUCGAAAGAAACUCAUGCAGAGAUUCUAUCAUUCUGAUGAUAUGAAGAGAGAGGGUCUGAUGCACGCACUGUCACCGAAGACUGGAAAAUAAAAGAUAUAUCGGGCGAGCGAGCGAGGGUCCAGGCGUGCGUGCACCGGUCUUGCCCUAACGCAAGGCUACGUUGCGACACAAUAAAAUAGCUGGGAGAUGCACGGAGACAGCACGAAUACAGCGGUAGCAUGACGCGGGACUGAAUCGAUAUAUUUCCCCUAGAAAAACCAGUCAAGACAUUGGGUCGGCUAUCAUUUGAGUGUAAAGGUCGUCGAAUAGCCUAGGUAAUUUAUUAUCGAGAAGAUGAGUGUAAACCAGACUGGGUAUGAUGAUGUUUCUAGAGUGGAUGGGGGAACUGUGACGGGCGGCCUCAACAUCAGUGGUGCCCCGAAGCUGCAACAGUGUGCUCAGCCUCCCGCUAAUCGACCCAGGGAUGCCCGGCACCAGCAACAUAGCAGCCGGCAGCACCAGCACGGCGGUGUACCUGUCAAACCGCCUUAUUCCGGACUGUCCGAACCCGCGGACGUUGUGAAGCGCGCCAUCGACUUCAAGACGCAAGGCACACAGUGUUACAAGGAUAAGAAGUACCGGGAGGCGAUUGGCAAGUACCACCGUGCUUUAUUAGAGAUGAAGGGGUUGUGCCGGGUGCUGGGAGACCCUGAUGCCAGCUCUAAGUCUCCUUCCUCGGUGCUGCCUACCAUGACCAAGCCAGACAGCCUGACAGACGAGCAGAAAGGUGCCAUGGAGAUCGCUGAGCUGGAGUGUUACAACAGUCUGGCAGCGUGCCUGUUGCAGAUGGAGCUGGUCAACUAUGAGCGUGUGAAGGAGUAUUGUCUGAAGGUGCUGCGUAAGGAAGGGGACCACUUCAAGGCUUUGUACCGCUCUGGAGUGGCCUACUAUCACCUCGGAGACUUCCACAAGGCCCUUCACUACCUCAAGGAGUCCCACAAACAGCAGCCAGCAGACACCAACGUUCUCCGUUACAUCCAGCUGACUGAGAUGAAGAUCUGUCGUUCUGCCCAGAGGGAGAAGAAAGAAACCAACUAAAUCACUUUCUGUUUUAAUAACUCACUUAAAAUGCUUUCUUCAUGUGCCACCCAGACCUAGUACACCACGAGUCUUGGGCCGGGAUUCAAUCCGAAACCGCGCUUGACAUUUUUGGGGUAAUUUCCAAUUGAGCUGACAUCUGCAGUGCUGACCUUUUAAAAGCUGCAUUGUCCAAGCGUGCUUGGAUUGAAUCUCCACCUUGGUGUUUUAAAGGAUAUUUACAGAUAUGCUUUAGCCACUUUUAUCCAUCUUCUUAUUCUUCCUGACAAUUAUGUGAUUCAUACCAAUGGGCGUAUUUUACUACUAUACACAAACCUAUAUUUAUUUAUUUUUAUUUAUUUUACCUUUAUUUAACCAGGCAAGUCAGUUAAGAACACAUUCUUAUUUUCAAUGACGGCCUGGGAACAGUGGGUUAACUGCCUGUUCAGGGGCAGAACGACAGAUUUGUACCUUGUCAGCUCGGGGGUUUGAACUCGCAACCUUCCCGGUUCCUAGUCCAACACUCUAACCACUAGGCUACGCUGCCGCCCCCAUAUGUCGUAUAGAGAUACAGUUCAUACAACUGAAAUGGUGCAGCUGCCGUUCGGUGAUGGUCUAUGACUAAGUUGGUCAACACGGAAUCAGAUGGAUAAUGCACAUCACUGCCAGUCCAAAACAUUGCACAAAGUGUAAAUAAGGCCAACAACACUUCUGAUGGUGACGGAGUAACAGAAAAACACUGAAUGAAGCACUGUACACAAGAUGUGUUUCUAACAUCUGGGGCCCCGUUUAUACCCGGUUCUACCGUGUGUU